AUGUUAUGGGUUAAUGUACAGAGCAGUAGUGAUGAUGAUGAUGAUGAUGAUGAUGAUGAUGAUGAUGAUGAUGAUAAUGGUAAUGAUAACAGCAAUGAUAAUAACGAUGAAGAUGAUGACGAUGAUAAAACGCAAACUGAUGAUGCAAAUGAUGACCAUAGUUCGAUGAGUGAAAAUGAUAUUAAUGUUGAGAUGAAUGGUGAUAUGAUAACAGUAACAUCUAUGAAACGAAGACCAGAUUUAUUCAUGUCAUCGGAAGAAAACUCGGGAAUACUAAAAAUGCCAACAAUCAAUGUGAUACCAAAUACACCAGUGGACAGUUCUUCAAUUGGUGAAAAGGAUACAGAUAAUAGUUCCGCAACAACAUCUGGUGCUGAUGAAUUUUCUGAUAAGGAUGAAGAACUGAUUCGCAGAAGCUCAUCAUCCGAUGAUUUCGAAUUUCAGGAUACAGAUCAAUAUGAGAAAGAAUCACAUCCGAAAAAUAGUUUACAUUUAAAUAUGCUACAACAAUAUCGUGAUAAAUGUGAACAUUUAUGCAAAAUAACACCGGAACAAUUUGCAAUAACACAUAAUUUAUUGUUGGAAAAUGAUUGCCAAUAUGAUGAUAAUGGAGGUGUAUCGAGUAGAAAUGUAAUUUUACAUCAGAAGACACUCUCUGCUUCACUCUUCUCCGUUAAUUUAGGUAAAAUGAGAUCAAUGCGUUUAUUUUUUACCGCUGAUGAUUUAACAUCUGGGCAAUUUGUUAUUGCAACAUGGGAUUCACAUUACAAAAUUUUACAUUUUCAUCAUGGUGGAUUGGAUAAAUUAGCGCAAUUACUUGAACAAUGGAGUGCUAUUAAAACAAAAGCUGUUAAAGAUGGUUCACCUUCACCAAUUCCGGAUCGGCAAUUCUUAAUAUGCCAACCAAAAGUUAGUAAAAUGGAACUUGAUCCAGAAGAAGGUCUAUAUGAACGAGUCAGUUGGGAAUUUUGGAAAUCAUACAAAAAUCAAGAUGGUAGUAUUGAUGAUAGUUUCACCAUGAGGAAGGCUAUUUAUUUUGCCACUAUCGAUCCUACACUUCGUAGAGAAGUUUGGCCAUUUUUAUUGCGUGUAUAUCCAUGGGCAUCAACCCUUGAACAACGCGAAAUUAUACGUAAUGAUAUUUUCAUUGAGUAUCAGAAGAUAAAAAGCAACGGUACAAUUUUAAAUUUUUAA
Molecule: messenger RNA, 1194 nt
Organism: Loa loa (African eye worm)
Lineage: Eukaryota; Metazoa; Nematoda; Chromadorea; Rhabditida; Onchocercidae
Exons: 9
Coding region: 1-1194 (397 amino acids)
Source: RefSeq, a predicted model, not a curated record